Messenger RNA from Aegilops tauschii subsp. strangulata, 837 nucleotides. NCBI's taxonomy places the organism in Eukaryota, Viridiplantae, Streptophyta, Magnoliopsida, Poales, Poaceae. The record is from RefSeq and is a predicted model, not a curated record.
AUGCCGCCCACCAGCCUGUGCCACCACGGAUAUCGCACCAUCUUCACCGUUUCACUGAGGCCACCAACACGAGACCUGGAGGUAGGACGAGAAGACACCGGGCUCGAAGGCAACCGCACCGCAGCCGAUAGGAGGGAACAACCUCCACCGCCGCGCGGAGCCGACUGGACAUGGCAACAGGGACUUGCCGGGCUACCACCGGCCCGGCCGGACCCCAACGGGUCCGGACAGUCCCUGCAGCCACGCUGCAGCACGCCGGCCGCCGGAGCCACCACCACCGCAGCCAUGGCCCCCUCGUCCCACCACCAGGGAGCCACGCCGUCGCGCACCGGACCGCAGGCCCGCCCCAGCCCAGACGGGGCCCGAAAGGGCCCAGAUCUGGGCCGAGCGGGCGCCGCCGGCCAGCCGCCCACCGUGCCGCCCCUCAGCCAACGGCCACGCCGCCGCGUCGAGGGCACCCGAGGCCCGCGGGACGCCGCCGCCGAGCCUCACCGCUGCCAACCGAGCAGCAGCACCGCCGUCGGGGAGGAGGGAGCCCGACUUUCCCUCCCGGCGCGCGGGAAAGGGACGUCCCCCGCCGCCGGCGCCACCCGGACACGCCCGAGGCCGCAGCCGGCGGCGGCGAAGGGGGAAGAGGGAGGAGGAGGACCGAGACGGGGGGGGGAGGGCAGGGGGCGCUCCGCCGCCUCGGGGGGGCGGCAGGAGCGCCGGGGGAGGGGGAGGGGGAGGGGCAGAGGGGGGGGACCAGGGGGCGCGCGCGAGGUGGCUGGCUCCGGCGGGAGGGGGCGAGGGAGGCCGCCGGUGGCGGGGAGGAACCCUAGCGCGGGGCGCGGGUAG